This is a messenger RNA of Priapulus caudatus, 3690 nucleotides long. RefSeq names its product coagulation factor XIII A chain-like. Bases 102 to 2606 code for a protein of 834 amino acids. The record is from RefSeq and is a predicted model, not a curated record. NCBI's taxonomy places the organism in Eukaryota, Metazoa, Priapulida, Priapulimorpha, Priapulimorphida, Priapulidae. Gene Ontology annotation, molecular function: protein-glutamine gamma-glutamyltransferase activity. The transcript has 18 exons. Gene Ontology annotation, biological process: peptide cross-linking.
GUGAGGGAAACAGGCCUGUUUUGAAAGUUUGUAGGGACUGCACAAAUUCACGAACCUAAUUUUUGUCUAUAUAAGCUGCUUUGCAUGAUAAAACAUUGAACAUGGUGAGAAGAAGCCCCAGGGUCCGGGCAAGAGUAGCGUCAGGGUCGGAUACAGCCGAAUCUCCGAAACGGCGUCGUCUGGGAGCAACAGCAGCACGGAGUGUGUUGUCGACGAGGACUCGUCGUGAUGCCAAGCUGGGCCAUGAAGAGAAUCUGGUGGGGAGACGUGUCGAAAUGGCGGACGAGGCAUUCCUUGAGAACGCGUCAGUCCUGAAGCAGAUCGCUGAAGAAAGCAAGGAAGCAACGCAGCUUGGCGUCGUCAGCGUGAACACGCACCUGGAGGAGAACCGCAGCGCCCACUGGUGCGAGGAGUACGAGACGGAGAAGCUUGUCGUUCGGCGCGGGCAGGCGUUCGAGCUGACGAUAACGUUCGCCCGGAACUACGACCCGGAAGCCGACACCAUCAUCCUGCAGUUUGUGACAGGUAAAAGACCUCAGGAAAGCAAGGGAACAGUAAGAAGAUUGGAAGUGCACAAGGAACAAUACCACAUUGACAGGUGGUGUGCGCAGCUGCUGAAUAUCGGCGACAAGACGGCGAACGUGCGCGUGAUGACGCGCGCGGACGCCAUCGUCGGCCAGUACAGCCUCUACGUCGAGACGGUCGCCCAGGAUGCCGACGGCGUCCUGCACCACCGAUACAAGCACGACGACGACAUCUACCUGCUCUUCAACCCGUGGGCUCCAGAGGACGAUGUUUACAUUGAGGACGAGGCAGAGCGGGAGGAGUAUGUGUUAAACGAGACUGGCAGCAUCUGGGUCGGCAACUGGCGUCGCUACGGGCCGUUAAACUGGAACUAUGCACAGUUUGAGGAUGUGUCGCUGGAGACGGCUUUAUAUCUGCUGGACAAGGCAGAGCUGGGCUCGAGCGCUCGCAGCAAUCCUUGCCAGGUCAUUCGAGUGCUUUCCGCAAUGGUGAACUGCAACGACGAGGAUGGGGGCGUUUUAGAGGGAAGGUGGACGAAGACCUACCCAUCAUCGUCGACGCCGCCGACGGCUUGGACGGGAAGCGGCGAGAUACUCGGGAAUUUUGCGGAUAACGACUACAAGGCGGUCAAGUACGGACAGUGCUGGGUGUUCGCCGGACUCUGCACGACGCUGGCGCGUGCGCUGGGCAUUCCCACGCGACCGGUGACGUGUUUCGAGUCGGCGCACGACACGGAUGCGAGCAUGACUGUCGACUUCCACUACGACGAGGACGACCAGCCGGUCGACUACCUCAACGACUCCGUGUGGAACUUCCACGUGUGGAAUGAGUCGUGGUUCCGGCGGCCGGACUUGCCGAGCGGCUACGGAGGAUGGCAGGCUUACGAUGCUACUCCUCAGGAAGUCAGCGAAGGUGUCAUGCGGUGUGGACCAGCACCCGUCAAUGCCGUCAAGAAGGGAGACGUGUAUCUGCCACACGACACCUCGUUUUUGUUCGCCGAGGUCAACGGGGAUAAGGUGUACUGGGUCGUGCACAAGGACGGCACGAUGACGGCUGACGGCAUGAGCAAGCACUGCAUCGGUCAGAACAUCAGCACGAAGGCCGUCGGAAGCGACGAACGCCUCGACCUCACGCACAACUACAAGCACACCGAGGGCACGGAAGAAGAACGGCUGUCCGUGUUUCACGCGAACAAGUUCAGCUCGCGUCGCGAUCAGAACAUUUACGAUAAGAAGAUGGAGGACGACGUCAAGUUCAAGGUCGUAUCGGGCGACGACGCGGUCGGCGUGGGCGAGGACGUCGCCGUCACCCUGCAGAUGACGAACACGUCCGAUGGCGCGCGCACCGUCGCCGUGGCGAUGUGCGCCAAGAUGGCAUUCUACACGGGAAUCACCGUACAGGACGUCAAGUCAGAGAAGUUUGCCGUCAGCCUGGAGCCGAAAGCCGAGGAGAAGGUGACGAUGCUGAUUGGUAAGGACGACUACCUGGACAACCUGGUGGCUGAUGGCGCGCUGAAGACGUUCAUCAAGGCGAGCGUCGCCGACACCAAGCAGCUGUUCGUCGAGUUUGACAUCACAGACUUCGUGAAACCGAGUCUCGGUGUCGAGGUUCUUGCGGAUCCCGUGGUGAUGAACGAGGACUUUGAGGUGAAGGUCACCUUCACCAAUCCGCUGCCGAUCGCUCUCAAGAACGGCCACUUCCACGCAGAGGGCUCUGCGAUCCACGCCAGCAUGCAGCGACAUCGAGGGCAGAUUGCUGCCAACAAGGAGGUCACUGCGAAGAUAUGGGUGAAGGCGCUGCGCUACGGACGACGCAAGCUGCUCGUGAACUUCUACUCUGAGCAGCUGAGCGGAAUUCAAGGUCACGCCUUCAUCAACGUCAAGAAGUACGCUCCACGGGAGAAAGAGGAGGAGCACGAGGAGGAGGAGGUGGACGAAAAGGUGCAGGCGAUCAACUCGACCAACAACGGCGAGCUCGACGCCGUGGCGCCCCCUGUGAACAGCGCGGUGGAGGGUAAACCGGAGAGCGGCGGCGCUGCGGACGAGGAAGCGAUGGAGACGGGGGCACCGGUGGGGGAGUGAGCGUUGUCGUCACGGCAACGGCAACGAGUGACCCCGGAGAGGUUGGGUGGGGGCAUCUGGGGGCGACGCACGCGCGGGGUUAGAACUGUUGGCGAGUGAGAGAGCCCUCGCUUGACACGAGCAGCGUGCUACAAGAACGCACUGUUUGGCUACCGACGAAAAGGGAGCGACGUUUUGUGAGUAGAUUCAUAGUGUUUGUGUAGAGAGUGUGGCAGUCACGGCAAGUGAAGUCGCGUUACGUAUAUGGUAGAGUAGGAGUAGGGGGAAGGGAACUGUUGUUAGGGUCUGUAAAGUGGGAAUGUAGUUUUUGUACAUAGAUCAUGACUAAUAGUGCAAAAACAUUAACACUUGCACCUGGUUAACUCUGGGCCUAAUCUCCUCUGAACUGGUAGUGGCAGUUACACUGUAAAUGACCAAUGUAUAAUUGUUUUCACAGUCAUCAUGCAAAGAACAUGUAAGCGUCUCUUUGGAGAUUAUGUAGACAAGAUGUAGGGUUUAUAGGAUAGAGUCGGUUGUCGGUGUUCACUAAUAGUGUUGUGCCUGUGUGUCAUAUGUAAGAUAACAACUAGAUAUAUGCCUGGUUUAUCACGGUACGUAUUUCUGUCCGUCACUGGUAAAAUACUGGCGUCUAGCUAGUUUUAGUAGAAUCGUAGCAGUGUUUGUCGAGUAGCGAGUGUGUGUGUGUGUGUGUGUUACUUCUGUAUUUUACGUAUUUUUACGUGCUAGGUGUUCUUUGUUGUAGGAAGCACUCAGCCAGCAAGAUCACAAUUAUCUUCUAUAUGGCCUGUUGAUGCAAGGUCUAGGUUUUGGGAAAUUUUCGUAGAAACACCCGUUGCUAGCAGUGUUGUGACAAAGCUUCCAGAUUGUAAUGUGCACAUAUGCAUCGUGGUGUUUUCAUGCGGAGAUUUCGCAAUCGUUAGCAAUCUAGAACUCGGCCGUGCAUACGUGAAGUUAGCUGUUAUCCUGUGGUAGGGAUACGUCAUUAUAGAAUAUGUGACCCACUCCAGCAUAAUACGGACUAAGUCGCAAGUCAUUGUUUUGAGUAAUGAGCACGCACACAUGUCAAUGCUGAAAAUGGCCUACC